Fonsecaea nubica is the source of this 1098-nucleotide messenger RNA. RefSeq lists its product as hypothetical. The transcript has 3 exons. Gene Ontology annotation, molecular function: dioxygenase activity. The coding region runs from base 1 to 1098 and encodes 365 amino acids. NCBI's taxonomy places the organism in Eukaryota, Fungi, Ascomycota, Eurotiomycetes, Chaetothyriales, Herpotrichiellaceae. The record is from RefSeq and is a predicted model, not a curated record.
AUGGGCUCUCUCGGGCAUGAAGAAGUAGAGUACGUCCACUACCAUGCAGGUGGGAAACGGGGUUCUCGCCCCGUCCUGCGGGGAGCGGCCGCGAAGAAGACGUUCGAGUCCAUCCCGGUGAUCGACAUCUCGGGCAUCUUCUCUGACUCUCUCGAGGAGCGCAAGAAGGUGGCGAAGGAAGUGGGCAAGGCCUGCCAGGAUGUCGGAUUCUUCUACGCCGAGAACCACAAUAUCCCAGACGAGGUUAUUGACCAGACAUUCGCCGCCGUCAAGCAUUUCUUUGCGCUCUCGCACGAAGAGAAGAUGGAGGUGCACAUCCACAAAUCCAAGGCGCUCCGCGGCUACGAACCGCUGUUUGAGACCAAGAUGGAGGGCGCUGGCAAGGGAGACAUGAAGGAGGCCUUCACCAUGGGUGACGACGCCACGGAGCCCGAGUCCCAAGCGCCCAGCAGUGGCGUCUCGACGGCGAUUGAGCGCAGCAACUGCUGGCCCACAGCGUAUCCUGAGUUCCGGCCCAUCAUGUACCAGUACUUCCGCUCGGUCAGGGCGCUCUCCAAAAAGCUGAUGCAGAUCUUCGCCCUGGCACUUGAUCUGCCCGAAGACUACUUCGAUGCCGCGACAUCAUACCCCAUGGGUGGCGUGCGCAUCCUGCAUUAUCCGCCCCAGCCUGUUCCUGGCGCCUCCGAUAUUGGCCUUGGGGCGCAUACCGACUACGACUUCUUCACCCUCGUCCUCCAGGAGUCGGUCGAGGCGUUGCAGGUCCUCAAUGCCAAUGGAAUCUGGAUCGAUGCCCCGCCACGGCCGCGCAGCUAUGUGGUCAACAUUGGCGACUUCCUUAGCCGCAUCACCAACGACAAGUUCAAGUCGACGGUGCACCGCGUCGUGAAUAAAAGCGGGAAGGAGCGCUACUCGAUGCCCUUCUUCUUUAGUCCCAACCGCGAGGCCACCCUCGCCACCGUGCCCACCUGCGUCGAGGAAGGCACCAAGUACGAAGAAGUCAACGCUGGCGAGUAUUUCCGCGAGCGCCUCAUCGCUGCCAGGUACCAGCAUCCUGCCGCGAAGGCGGCCCGAGCCAUGCAGGUCGCUGCCACGGCGUGA